AUGUUUUUUUUUCUCCUUUUACUACAAAUUAUCUUGCAGACAACCAGCGCUCCUCGUUCCUCUGCCAAAGCGCGCAAGGCACCAGUCGUCAAAGAGGAAGUCUUGAGUGUGCAGUCAUCGGAUGAUGAAGACGACAAAGAAGUUGCGGCACCCGUCGUAAGAAUGGCUGACAUCGGAGCGGCUCCUUUCACACCUGCACCCAUAGUAGCAUCACCUCCAGUUAUGGCCAUGAAACCUAAAAGAAAGCCCAAACCAUCAGCUCCGGUAAUCAAACUUCCCAGAAGAAGAACAAUAGAUGUUCCAGUUAGGAUGGAUGUAUCAGAAAAGUCGUCUACGGCAUCUGUAAGUUCCGCAGAGGAUAUCGUGAGCUCACCGUCGGCGACUGGGAAGACUCGUCGAAGACGAAUUUCGAAACGCGUAGAGAGUGCAGAUGCAUCUGAUACUUCCUUACUUACACCUUCGUCUUUUCUACCUGAACAACCUGCGCCUGCUCCAAAGCCCAGUACCGAACCAAAGAAGGGAAGACGUCAUACCAUAGUGCCUAUCGCCGUUCCGGUCGAGAUACCUAUUAUGGACCUAGGAGUUUCCAGUGAAAGCACAUCUAAGGAUGAAUCAAUG
This is a messenger RNA of Cylicostephanus goldi, 618 nucleotides long. Lineage: Eukaryota; Metazoa; Nematoda; Chromadorea; Rhabditida; Strongylidae. The record is from the annotation of a GenBank genome assembly.